Molecule: messenger RNA, 1754 nt
Organism: Pangasianodon hypophthalmus (striped catfish)
Lineage: Eukaryota; Metazoa; Chordata; Actinopteri; Siluriformes; Pangasiidae
Gene: castor2
Product: cytosolic arginine sensor for mTORC1 subunit 2
Exons: 9
Coding region: 405-1394 (329 amino acids)
Biological process (GO): cellular response to L-arginine; negative regulation of TORC1 signaling
Cellular component (GO): cytosol
Source: RefSeq, a predicted model, not a curated record
AGUGCAGCCAGCUGCCGGACUGUUCCAAUCCCCGCUGGAGUGGAAACACGGGGGGAGGCAGACAGUCCUCUCUUUUCUCCCUUUCCCGUUUUUUACCUCGUUGUGCUUUGCUUUUUUAUUUCACCUUUGCUUCUCCGUCUUUCUCUCUCUCUCUUUUUUCUAUUCUUUCUCUUUUCAGUGCACAACUUUCCCUAUUUUUUUUUCUUCGCCACCCUUUUUUUCCGCUCCGUUUGAAGGUUCUUAUUAAACCCGUUCCAUUUUGCUUACAGCUCGAGUUAUUUAUUUAUUUAUUUAUUUAGUAUUUUUUUUCUUUGCCUUUUUUAUAUCUACAUCUACAUGUACACACACAAGUAGAAUAGUCGUUUAUCUGUUUUAGCUGUGCCCCAAAUGAGAAGACGCAAAAGAUGGAACUGCACAUUUUAGAGCACAGCCUGAAAGUAGCCAGUAUAGCAAAAGAAGGCAUCCAGAUUUGCACUCACGGAUUAAUCAAACUCGCUUUCCUGCCUUCAAAAACAAGAUGCAAGUUCUUCAGUUUGACCGAAACCCCCGAGGAUUACACCAUCAUAGUUGACGAAGAUGGCUUUAAAGAACUGCCCGAGUCGGAAUAUCUCAGCGUAGCGGACGCGACAUGGUUAGCUCUCAACGUGGUGUCGGGGGGCGGCAGCGCCACCAGCUCUCAGCCAAUCGGCGUGACCAAAAUCGCCAAGUCCGUCAUUGCCCCCCUGGCCGACCACAACAUCUCCGUCUUCAUGCUGUCCACCUACCAAACGGACUUCAUUCUGGUCCGAGAGAGGGAUCUCCCCAUGGUCAUGCACACGCUGUCCUCCGAGUUCACCCUCCUCAGGGUGGUCAACGGAGAGACGGUAGCCGCCAACUGCUCCGGAGUCACCAACGGUUUCGUCAAGCCUAAACUUGUCCCACGUCCCAUCAUUCACCCUCUCUCCAGUCCCAGUAACAUGUUCUGCGUGACGAGUCUAGACCCAGACACACUGCCCUCUGUGGCCACCCUGCUCAUGGACGUCAUGUUCUACUCAGGAGGAGGGAAGGAGGCAGGAGCACAGAAUGAGGAUUCAGGACACAUCCGCUUCUUCUCCUUCUCCCUGAUCGAGGGCUACAUCUCCCUGGUUAUGGACGAGCAGACAACUCGAAGGUUCCCCAACAACGUCCUCUUUACCAGCGCUUCAGGAGAGCUUUGGAAAAUGGUUCGCAUCGGAGGACAGCCUUUAGGAUUUGACGAAUGUGGGAUUGUGGCCCAAAUAUCUGAACCUUUGGCAACAGCUGACAUUCCAGCCUACUACAUCAGCACCUUCAAGUUUGACCAUGCUCUGGUUCCAGAGGAGAACAUCCAGAGUGUGAUCGGAGCCUUGAGGACCAAUGAGAGCACAGGACAGUGAGAUUGGACACGAGCCUCUCCGAGUCCCUGCUAGAUUAUCAUUUUCAAAAGUGCCAAGAGCUUUGUGAGGACUGCUGUUGGGAGGGGGUGUGGGGGGUGGUGGUAACGGGAGCUGGGGGUGAGAAUGAAAGGUGUGUGUGAGUGUGUGUUUGUGCGUGAGAGAGAGAGAGAGAGAGAGAGAGAGAGAGCUAGCUGGGUUGCUUUAGUUGCACUCUCCCACUUUCAUUAGACUGAUUGUGCCAAUACCUGUCCCUCAGCCUCCUGCUCCAGAGUGCAUCCUUUUCUACAGGGACCCUCAGCUAGUGUGACUGCAGUGUUAGAUUUUUCUCCUUUCUCCCCCUCUUCCUUAUACCCCCCCCCC